Messenger RNA from Caenorhabditis remanei, 651 nucleotides. RefSeq lists its product as uncharacterized. The transcript is spliced from 4 exons. The record is from RefSeq and is a predicted model, not a curated record. Bases 1 to 651 code for a protein of 216 amino acids. NCBI's taxonomy places the organism in Eukaryota, Metazoa, Nematoda, Chromadorea, Rhabditida, Rhabditidae.
AUGAACGCCCGUAACGGACAAAAGAGUGUUCAAAGUUCUGCAAGUGAUAUAAUACAAACAUUCAAUCACUUUUUUAUGAAUGUUCCGUCUAAUAAGAGCUUUGAUAUGACUUACAAAGUUUACAUCAGUGACUUGGCCGAUACCGAAGAUCGAACUACGCUCUCUGCUCAUAGUUCAUUGGUUAAUGUUCAUGGAGUUACUCCAACCACCAUCACUUCAUAUGGUACUGUUCCAACGUUGACUACAAGUACAACUACGUUGAGUCAGCCAUCCUCGAUUCCAUCUGCCAAAUCGUCUACCUCGAGUUCGAUCAUCAAGAGUUCUGAAGAAGUUUCUAUGAGACAAAUCGAAGAACUUUGUGCUGAUAACAUGGCUCGCAAAGAGAGAUCAAUGGUUAAUUUGAAUGAACUCACGAAAGAGCUCAAAGGAUUCCAACAACCACCACCACGUCCUCCACAAACCAAGUCUCCAACUACUGUUUACGAGAAUUUGACCACUUUGGAGUCGUCGAAAUCAUCGACUUCUUCAAUGUCGGCACCGUCAACUUUCACAAACAAAGAUCGGGAAUUCAAGAAAAUUGUUGCUUCGGAUAUGGAAGGGGACGAUGGAUCUUUGAAACUUUUCAUCAAGGUUACUGAUUGUUUCAAUUGA